Labrus bergylta (ballan wrasse) is the source of this 832-nucleotide messenger RNA. It is a transcript of the gene org, whose product is annotated as oogenesis-related gene. The record is from RefSeq and is a predicted model, not a curated record. NCBI's taxonomy places the organism in Eukaryota, Metazoa, Chordata, Actinopteri, Labriformes, Labridae.
AUCUCAACCCCCUAAACAUCAGACUGUGUAGUCCUCCAGCUUCUUCUCCUCGGUGCAGCUUGCAGCCAACAGGUCCCCCCCCAGGCUUCGACCCGCAGCAGGAUGGCGAGUGAAAUCAGCAGAGACACCAUGGAGCAGGAGCAGGCCCAAAACACAGAGCUCACGGUCGAAAGGAGAGACGGUGUGGUUCGAUACGUGGUGCGCGGUCUCUUCUGGCCUUUCGGCGUCGUGGUACGCGCCUGUCGCGGCUUGUUUUGGGUGCUGGGCUUCCGUCAGCCACAGGAGAAAGCCCCCGCGACCUCCAGUCCUGCCCGCCAAAGCCUGACAGGCCGUAAGCGCCUGCGCAGGGUCACCCGUCUGCUGCUGUCAAUCCUGCCCCGCUGGGUGCAGGGCGCCCUGGGCUACCCGGUGUCCAGCAGCAUCGGGCGCUCCCUGUCCCCAGAAAUCAGAGUCUCUCCUACUAAACCCUGCGGGAAGGGCAGCAAGAGAAAGCAGGAUGAGUUGGAUGAGGAUGAAGAUGAGGAUCAGCCGACCUGGGUGGAGGCACUCACUCAGGAGCUUGCUGACGAUGAGGCCUCAGAAGAGGAUCCUGACUAUGAGCCCAGUACUGUAGAGACUGAGAGUGAGGAGUUCUGCUCGCACAACGGCACAGGAAGUGACACUGAGGUUGAGUGGAAAAGCGAGGACAUCACUGAAGUGAACCCGGUUGUUGCGCCAUCCUCUCCAUCUGAAGUCCCAUUGGCUGAAGUUUAAUAUGUUCUAUCAACGAUGUGUUUAAUGUUUUCAGUGUUUUUGUAUGUUGUGUGUUAUUAAAUAAAACCCUUCCCUUUGA